AUGGAGUUGAAGAAGAAGAAAGAAGAAGAUGUUAAGAAGCUGGUUGAAGAAUUGAAGAAAACAGCAGGAGAAGCUGAUGAAAACCAGCAGAAGGCUGAUGAAGAUCAGAAGAAAACGACAGAAGAAUCAAAAGUGCCAGAUGAAACUGAGGUAAAAAUUCAAACUGAAUCUUCUAAGUCGUUAAAUAAUGAUGAAAAUGUUGAUAAAACUGAAGAAAAGUGUAGGAAAUGCAUGGAAACGUGCAGAGCCUGUACUGAGAAAGACGAAAAUUUAAAAUCAGGAGAUAUUGAAUUUACAAAAAUUGAAACUGUUUUCAAAACAAAAUGUAAAGAAAUGCUUAAUAAUGAAGAAGUUUUGAAACAAAAAAUUGCAAAGCUAACACUAAAAUGUCAUAAUUUUGAAAAAGAAAAUGAAAUUUUAAAACAAAAGUGUUCGGGAAAAUGUAAUGGUUGUAUUAAGAAAGAUAAUAACAUUCAAGAAUUACAAAAAGAGUAUGAUAGAAGGAAACGGUCAAGUCAUACUGUACAAGAAGCUUAUGAUGAAGAGACAAGUCAAAUACAUGGACGAUAG
Messenger RNA from Helianthus annuus (common sunflower), 570 nucleotides. Its product is annotated as tropomyosin-like. NCBI's taxonomy places the organism in Eukaryota, Viridiplantae, Streptophyta, Magnoliopsida, Asterales, Asteraceae. The transcript has a single exon. Bases 1 to 570 code for a protein of 189 amino acids. The record is from RefSeq and is a predicted model, not a curated record.